This is a messenger RNA of Fonsecaea pedrosoi CBS 271.37, 1752 nucleotides long. RefSeq lists its product as uncharacterized. The record is from RefSeq and is a predicted model, not a curated record. Bases 1 to 1752 code for a protein of 583 amino acids. Gene Ontology annotation, molecular function: oxidoreductase activity, acting on CH-OH group of donors; flavin adenine dinucleotide binding. The transcript has 12 exons. NCBI's taxonomy places the organism in Eukaryota, Fungi, Ascomycota, Eurotiomycetes, Chaetothyriales, Herpotrichiellaceae.
AUGUCUCCCGGCCGGAUAGUCGCUGACAACGACUACGACUUCAUCGUGUGCGGCGGAGGCACGGCAGGCUGUGUCGUCGCGGGCAGACUCGCCGAAGAUGACAACGCGCGGGUCCUCGUCGUCGAGGCAGGCCCUCACAACAAAGAUCUCGAGAACGUCCACAUGACGGGCGGCUGGUCCAAGAACUUUGACUCCGACCUUGAUUGGAAUCUGGUCACUCCGCCCAUGGCUGGCGUCAACGGCAGACAAGUCAAGCUGAGUCGGGGGAAAUUCUUGGGAGGGUCUAGCGGUGUCAAUGGAACCCUCUGCAUCAGAGGCAACAAGCAGGACUAUGAUGACUGGAAGCUUCCAGGGUGGUCCGGAGAGGAUUUCUUCAAGUACAUGCGCAAGAAGGCCGAGACGUUCCAUCCCAAACCGUGGUUUCAAACCGACGAGAAAGCCCACGGAUACAACGGCCCGCUCCACACAGAGCCGCACGAUCUCGCCCCCAUUUCGAACCUGUUACUGGAAAGCAUGGAAGACAUGGGCUUCCCGUUGGUCCACGACAUGUUCAGCAAUGGCGAGACUCCGCAUGGUUGUGGCCACGUGCCCCGGACUGUCCACAAGGGCAUCAGAACUACCGGAGCCGACUUUGUCACCAACGAUCAACACAAGACCAAUAUUGACCUCCUGCUUGACACGGUCGUCGACAAAAUCAACUUUGAGGAGAAGGAUGGUGAAUUGCAUGCCACAAGCGUGGUGCUCGUCGGCAAGGAUGGCACCACCAGAGAAGUCAGGGCAACAAAGGAGAUCAUUGUCUCUGGAGGCGCAUAUUGUUCUCCGGCCAUCCUUCUCCGGUCGGGCAUUGGUCCCAAGGCUGAGUUGGAAGAGUUGGGCAUCCAGUGUCUCGUCGACUCGCAGGGGGUUGGGAAGAACUUGCUGGAUCAUCUUAUUGUGUUUGCUUUUUACGAAGUCACCAAGGAAGGACUGACCAACGACCAUCUUGUGUAUCACGGCGACGCUGCCAUGGCUGCAUAUAUGCUAUACAAGGAGAAGAAGGAGGGGAUCCUCUCCACAUUCCCCUUUGGCGCUUUCGCCUUUGCAAGGCUCGAUGAUCGCCUAAAAGAUGAACCACUCUGGAAGGAAGCAAAGAGGGAGCCUGGCCGGGACCCGAUGGGGUUGACUCCCAAGCAGCCAAACAUUGAGUUUUUCACCACUGAGCUGUACGGUGGCCCUAAGCAAUAUGAUCAGUUCCCCAUUGACAAGAAGCAUGCCUUCGCCAUGAUCACGGAGCUAUUCUCACCACGGUCAAGGGGGACGGUGACUCUAAAGUCCAAAGACCCUCUAGAAAACCCGGUGGUGGACUGCAACUAUCUCGCCGACCCGCUCGACAUGCUCGUUCUGUCCGAGGGAUGCAGGCUCGGCAAUGAGAUUGUCAUGAACCUGAACAAGGUUGCCAAACAAGAGAUUGUGAAAGGGUCGUGGCCGUCAGAUCUGACACAUCAUACUUACACGAAACGGGAAGAAUGGGAGCCUUAUGUACGAAAAGAGGCCACCACAUGCUAUCAUGCUGCAGGGACAUGCAAAAUGGGGCGAGAUGGCGACAAGAUGGCUGUUCUUGAUGAAAAGCUUCAGGUCCGCGGAGUCAAAGGCCUCCGUGUCGCUGACACCAGCGUGAUGCCUACUCUGCACGGUGGCCACACUCAGAUGCCUGCGUACGGAAUUGGCGAGAAAGCCGCGGAUCUGAUCAAGGCAAGAUGGUCAAAAGUCUAA